CGGCAGUCAUUGAGAAAAACACCUCAUUUAAACAGUUUGUCGCGCACCUCUCAACGAAUCAAUCAUGUUUUGUGUUCAAUUACAUUUGUUUCGGACUCACUGAUUUUCAUUUACAUUUUUUACAUUUAUUCGAUCUCUUUUGUCUUACUCUCAUUACGGAAACCGUUCAUUGUUCCUCGUUAUUACUUGAACUUUUAUCGUAGCUUAAAUUUGUUGUUGCACACUUUUUCUCCAAAAUCAUUUCCUAGAUCGUGAAAAUUUCCCUGAGACGUAGGAAGAGAAAAAAAAAUCAAAUCUGUACAUCUAAUGGAUUGGAAUGAAAAUAUUGGCGGAAAUGCAUCGGUAGUGACUAUCGAAACAGCCUUAGAUUAUGACCACAUUGCAGAAAUUAAACAUAAGGAACAACUGUGGAAUGGAAAAAGCAAUGGUUCGGUCCCAGUUUUCCAGGAAAAAUUACGAAAUGGCAAACUUUCCAACGUGACGAAUAAACGAAUAGAGGACGCUGAGAGCAGUUUGGAGUUGUUCUGCUACAAGAACGGAUCGGCCGCGGUGCCGCGAGGAAAUGCGGGAGCAGGAACCGGACACGAGGUGAACACAUCGGCGUCAUGGAACGGCCUCAACGGGUUGGUCAACGGGCCGGGGUCGGAGCGACUCAACCCCAGGGACGAACUCCUCGUCGAGAGCAGGCGCUACCGCCACUCGAGGAGCUUAUCCCUGUCGGUGUCCCUGGACAAGGGCAACGACUUCUGCCAACUUUGCCGACUCCGAAAGAAGAGUACAGAUAGCGGCAAAGAGCCAGGUCUCGGCGGCUUCACCAAGGCUCAGUGGUUCACUAUUUUGGCCAUUGGUCUCGUCGAGUUCAUCGGCUUCUGUUCCAUGUCUAUUAUGGCUCCAUUCUUCCCUAGAGAGGCUGCAGGAAAGGGAAUGAACGUCGCUUGGGCAGGAUUUGUAUUCAGUUUUUAUGCUUUUGUAAUGUUCCUCAUGUCUCCUGUUUGUGGGAAAAUCCUGCCUCACACAGGAGCAAAGUUCCUUUUUUUGUCAGGAGUUUUCAUUGCAGGAUGGUGCAAUAUUUUAUUCGGAGCUCUACCUCAGAUACAGAACGACACAAUGUUUGCAAUAUUCUGCUUUAUAGUCCGAGGAUUUGAGGCAUUAGGAGCAAGUGCAUUCACCACGGCCAGUUUCGUGUUCGUCACUCACUUAUUUCCCGAAAAUAUCGGCACUGUUCUGGGAAUCCAAGAGACUUUCGUUGGACUCGGAAUGAGCGUUGGCCCAGCUCUAGGAGGAAUUUUAUACGCGUGGGGAGGAUUCGCUCUUCCGUUUUACUUGGUUGGAGGAGUCAUGGUGGCAGCUUUGCCAUUAUAUAUGUGGCUGCUGCCCUACGUCUACCAAGAAGAAAGUCACAGUGAGCAGUCCGGGUCAUUCCUUAAGUUAAUGACGGUGCCAUCAGUAUUCAUCAUCGGUUUAGUCGUAAUGGUUGCUUCAACUGUGUGGGCGUUUUUGGAUCCAACGCUCGAACCCCAUCUAAGAGAGCUAAAUUUAACGAGCACAGAAAUGGGUCUCAUUUUUCUUCUGUUUUCCGCCUUAUAUGGGCUUUCGAGUCCGCUGUGGGGCUGGCUUGCCGAUCGAUUGGACCAUCAUUGGGGCAUGAUGGUGGUUGGAUUGUUAUUUUCAACCGUUGCACUCCUACUCUUGGGUCCUUCGCCCAUCAUUGCAUACUCCAGGAACACCCUCUUCUCGAAUCUUUUCGCCUUGUGUUUAAUUGGAGUGUCUGUCUCCUUAACUCUCAUGCCAACUUUCAAGUCUCUUCUAAAAUGUGCACUGGAUGCAGGAUUUGAAGAUGGAAUCUCAACCUACAGUAUUGUCGCAGGAGUUUGGUCUUGUAAUUACUCUUUGGGAGACAUGAUUGGACCUUCAUUAGGUGGGAUACUUCUGGAUCAGUUCGACUUCCCCAUUUGCUCAACAGUCAUGGCGGCCCUGACCUUAUUCACGGCAUUCUUGAGCUUCGCUUUCUUUGGAGUCAAAAGAAAUACCUGCUCAAGGCAAAAGAUCUGCUCGAAACACGCUUACGAGAUGACGGAUGAGGACCCUCUUCUCAGUAACAAGUCAAAAGUUUACGGGACCCUCUGUAAUGACUAUGAAAAUAUUAUCAUAUCUUACACGAAGAAUGGUGCCUGCGAGGUCUAGAACUCCAUCAUGCUCAAUAAUG
This is a messenger RNA of Bemisia tabaci, 2206 nucleotides long. The record is from RefSeq and is a predicted model, not a curated record. Lineage: Eukaryota; Metazoa; Arthropoda; Insecta; Hemiptera; Aleyrodidae.